AUGGGGCAGGGGCCUGCAGCCGCUCGCACUGCCCGCAUCGGCCCGGGCCAAGGCAGCUCCUCCCACAGACCGAAUUGGACCGUCCGGCUGGUGGUCAAGAGCGCUGCUGGAAAUGCAGACAUCUGGGACAGGAAUAAACUUGAAAAAACUUCAGAAAUGAACUCAAACAUAUGGAACAUCAGAGAGAUGUUAAACAUUCCAACAGGAGCUGGGAUGACUAAAUCUGCCACUUGGAAUAGUGCUCCCAGUGACCAUUCCAGUUUGACUGAUUCUCAGUUUCUUUUCGGAUCACAAUUUUGCCCUGAAAAUUCAGAGUCUCAGGAUUUUAACCUGCCUUCAAGAACCCAGAGGAACUCCCAGCAGAACUCACAACACAAUGAAAGUGAAUUGAAAUUUUAUGAAAGAUACCAAGCUAAACCACAUAUUUUUGCUACGGAAAAUAAGGAAACUAGCUCAGUUACUCAGCUUUGCUUUGGGAAACCCAAAGGGUUAUUGGAACAGUUUGAAAUCAGCAAGCGGAAAGCAAAAGAAAAGCAAGAAAGUGAGUACUUCAAUAACUGGAUUUCUAAACUCCAGGACAACGUUGAAGAGAUUAAGGCAUCCUUUAAUAAACUUGAAAGGAAAACAGAACUACAAAACCAAACAGUUCUAGAAGGAUUAGAAGAUUUAUCAAAAACAAUACAAGAAAACAUAAACACACACUAUGAAACAAUAGUGAGUGCUUUGGAAGCAAAAAGCAGUAGAGAGAAAAUUCUAGAAAUGGAUAAAAGACUUGUGGCUAAGGAGAUGGAAAUGAGUAAUGUUAAAACUCAACUACAGUCAGUGCAGGAGUGUUUGGAUGGAAUGAAACACUCACAAUGUCAACAACAUCAGAAAAUGUGUGAGCAGUUCAGCUGGUUUAAAGACCACUUUAAGUUUACUGAAAUCCUAUCUGAGCUUCAUAAACUUACUUCUACUACAAAUCCUAUCAUCCAAGUACAGAAUAAUAUGACACAAACAACUCCAAGUACAAGUAGCCUCUGCAUUGUUAGCAAGAGAGAAGCUUAUUAUAGAAGUACAGAAGAUUGUAGAACAUCAUCCCAACAUCAGCCUACACUAAUAGACAAUUAUCAGCUUCAUGACACCAAAGCUGUGUGUACAGACAUAUUACCAGAUGGUCAUCUUAAUGUUUACCAGAACAUUUUAUCAGAGAGCCCUAGACCAAGGCCAUGUGAUUCUGUUCCCAAAAAAAUCACUGCAUCUUCAGAUUGUGAAGGCAGAAAUGAAGACACUUCUACAUAUUCCACUGCAAUUAACUCAAAUCACAUAACAUCUGUACAUCCUGUCAGUGUGACAAAUGGGCUAUUUUCCCAAGCAUUUAUCCCUGGUGGUGUCAAAUUGGCUGAAGGCCAGAAUGACUUGAAGAGCAAUUCUACCCCUUUUCAUAAAAUGCAUAACAAUAAAGAAAACAAAUGGGGUAUUGUUUCCUUCAGUCCAAGUUUAAAACAUAAUGAUGCUCAUACCAGGUGGCCAAACACAACCAUGAAGAAUAGAACCACUUUUGGCAGUGCUGUGACGUGCAAAAAGAUUGGGAUCAGAAGAUGCCCCACUAAAAGAAGAAACUGCAUUCCACUCAAUAAGGAAAAGGACAAGCCCAUCAAAGCAUCAAAUAAGUCAAACAGGAUUAAUGUCAAUUUGAAAAAAGCUACUUUGACUGAACUAAAGAUUACAUCAGCUAGACCAAAGCAGUCAAAUGGUAGCGAAAAGAGUAUCUUUGGCAAGGCAUCUUCUGAAAAGCGAAGAUACCCACUAGAAGGACAGCAUGUGAAAGAUGAGAUCUCGCUGGAACAAGUGAAGAAAAGAAAUUACUCACAGCAGCAGAAAGGAAAGAAGGAGAUUCCUAAACUAGUGAAGAGAAAUCUUUCAUGGAAACCUCCAAGCUCUUUUCAAGAGGGCUUUCUGCAGAAUGGUAUGGAAUCUGACCAUGUGUUUCAGUCAUGGUUUAGUCCUUUAACUCCAACUCUAAGUCAUGAGGGGUACUAUGAUAGUCCAACAAACACUGUACUUGGAAGAGAAGCACAGAAUAAAACACAUCUUAACUUUUUUGACAGCAGUGAAGAAUCUGAUUAGGAUGUAAUUACACUGUGUUUCAUCAAAUUUCUUUAAAAAAUGGAGACAAAGUGGAAAAAAAUGAUAUGAAAAUGAAAAUACUACCAAUUUUUAAAAGCAAAACUUAUAUCAUUUUGCUUACAUUUAUGCGUAACACAUGCCUUCAGUUUAUGUUGAUUCGAUUAAUGUAAAAAUUAAUGCAUUGAAGCUGGUGUUUCUUAACCAUUGUUUAAAACUACAGUGUCUUCAUUGACAUUCAUAACAUUGAUAUUUUACCUUUUCUGUGAAGCCGUUGAUAGUUAAUUAGAAAUUCUUACGAUCUUUUAAAUUUUUAAAUUUUCUUUAUUCUGUCAGCUUUGAAAGACCUGACAUUUUUAUACCCAUCAUUUUAUUUAGAUACCUUAAAUGUUAGACUAUAGAGUUACAGUACAUUCACAGAUACUUUUCCUGUGCAGUUUUUAAUCUACACUUGUCUUUGUUACAUUCUCUCCUGCAUUGUUCUUUUUAAUUGCAUAGGCACUCUAUAUUUCACAGCUGUCAAAUCUGCUUCCAUUGUAAUGUGCUGUAGUCUGUGAAAGGAAACUUGUGGAUCUGAAAUGUAAACCAAUGUAUCUGUAUCUGACUCUUGUGUUUAAAAAUAAUAAACAUCCAUUUGUAUUAUGCAAAGAAAUUAAGAAAAUUCUGAUUGUAAGACUUAUUAAACAAUU
This is a messenger RNA of Hypanus sabinus (Atlantic stingray), 2795 nucleotides long. RefSeq lists its product as uncharacterized. Bases 1 to 2109 code for a protein of 702 amino acids. Gene Ontology annotation, cellular component: condensed nuclear chromosome. The transcript has 8 exons. Gene Ontology annotation, biological process: DNA recombination; homologous chromosome pairing at meiosis; meiotic DNA double-strand break formation. The record is from RefSeq and is a predicted model, not a curated record. NCBI's taxonomy places the organism in Eukaryota, Metazoa, Chordata, Chondrichthyes, Myliobatiformes, Dasyatidae.